AUGGUUUCCUGCCGGGCCUGUGACCUCAAGGUGCUGGUGGCCGUUGUGUGUGGGCUGCUGACUGGCGUCGUUUUGGGACUGGCCAUCUGGAGUGUGGUCAGGGUCCAGAGAGGUAACGUCACACCCACAUCAAGCACCCCUAUAGAGUUCUGCAAGAAUGGUGGAACCUGGGAAAAUGGCAGAUGCACUUGUCCAGAAGAAUGGAAAGGACUGAGAUGUACAAUCAUUAAUUUCUGUGAAAACAGUACCUAUGAGGAUUUUACUUUUGACAGAAUUCCCGUGGGAAGAUAUGGCUUUUCCUUGCAGACUUGUGACAAGAACACGGUAAAUGCGGGCAAUCCAAUAGCAACUCGGCUGUGUAGUACUAAUGUGUAUGGAGAGAUAGAAUUACAAAAUGUGACAAUGGGAAGUUGUAACGAAAAUCUGGAAACCCUGGAAAAGCAGAUAGACAACAUCUCAACGCAGUCUCAGAAUAUUUCUGAAGAAACCCGGAUUUUAACAUCUGAUGCCAAUAAAUUAACCCCUCAGAACAUCACUUCUGCUACGAGAGUGGUUGGACAGAUUUUUAACUCAACGAGAAAUGCUUUACCUGAGGCGAAAAUAGUUGCCGUAACAACGGUGAGUCAACUUCUAGAUGCCAGUGAAGAUGUUUUUCAAAGAGCUGCUGCUACUGCUGAUACAGAUGUUACCUUCUCAACGCUUAUUGAAUACAUUGAGACUUAUUCCUUCUCUCUGGGCAACGAAUCAGUGGUAGAACCUAAUAUUGCAAUACGGUCUGUUAAUUUCUCUUCAGAAGGCACUGUGGGGUCUGCAGGUGUUCUCUUCACUGUGCUGAAAGGAGCUAGCAAUUCUCUGGUUGCUGAUUCCAUACAUUUAAAUGCAAAUGUGGACAAACUGGAUUUGAAUAAACAGGCUGAACUUCAGAUCUUGCUCAACACCACGAAAAGUAAGGCCAAGGCAUGUGGCUUUGUAGUGUAUCAAAACAACAAGCUUUUCCAAUCAAAAACUUUUGUAACUAAAUCAAAUUUUAGUCAAAAAAUUAUCUCAAGCAAAACCGAUGAAAAUGUGAAAGAUCAGAGCACUUCUGUUGAAAUGGUCUUUAGUCCAAGGUACAACCAAAAAGAAUUCCAGCUUCAUUCCUAUGCCUGUGUCUAUUGGAACUUUUCCAUGAAGGAUUGGGACACACAUGGUUGUCACAAAGAAGGAAUCACUGGUGGAUUCUUGCGCUGCCGCUGCAACCAUACUACUAACUUUGCGGUAUUGAUGAGUUUCAAAAAGGACUAUAAAUAUCCUGAAGCACUAGAUAUAGUUUCCACAUGUGGAUGUGCACUGUCCAUUGCUUGUCUGGCUCUCACAAUUAUAUUUCAGAUUGGCACCAGGAAAGUCAGAAAAACAUCAAUAACCUGGGUGGUGGUCAAUCUGUGCGUAUCAAUGUUGAUUUUCAACCUCCUCUUUGUGUUUGGAAUUGAAAACUCCAAUAAGAACUUAAAGACAACUAAUAGUGGCACCAAUAAUACUGACUCGAGUGAUAAUGAAAUUCUCAGACAUGACCUUGUUGUCGUCUCGAAUCCUGCGUGCACUGUGAUUGCUGCCUUGCUGCACUACUUUGUGUUAGUGACAUUCACCUGGAUGGGACUCAGUGCUAUCCAGCUCUAUUUUCUUCUAAUUAGGACCAUGAAGCCUCUUCCUCAGCAUUUCAUUCUUUUCAUCUCUUUAAUUGGAUGGGGACUCCCAGCUAUAGUGGUAGCUGUGACGGUGGGAAUUAUUUAUUCUCAGAGUGGGAAUAAUUCACCGUGGGAGUUAGACUACCGGCAAGAGGAAAUCUGCUGGCUGGCAAUUCAAGAAGGCAGUGGCUUGAAAACAAGUCCAUUGUUGUGGUCAUUCAUCCUACCUGUGACCAUUAUCCUCAUCAUCAAUGUUGUUAUAUUUAUUGUCAUUGCAGUCAAAGUGCUGUGGAGGAAUAAUCAGAAUCUGAAGAGCACAAAGAAGAUUUCAUUCCUAAAGAAGAUUAUUAGCACGUUAUCUAUUGCAGUCAUAUUUGGAAUUACCUGGAUUCUGGCAUAUUUAAUGCUAAUUGAUAAUGAUGGCAUCAGGGUCGUCUUCAGCUGCUUUUUCUGCUGCUUCAACACUACUCAGGGAAUACAAAUUUUUUUCCUCCACACUGUCAGAACCAAAAUCUUCCAGAGUAAAGCUUCCCAAGUGUUGAAGUCACUGUCGUCAACUGCUGGGCGAGUGAGGGCGCUUCCAGCAAUGACCCCACUGAAGCUGCGUGUAAGGAUGUAUAGCCUGCUCAGGUCACUUCCAGCCCUAAAUGAGCACUUCAGGCUGCUGGAGCCAUCUAUAUUUACCGAGGAGACGACGUUGUCUGAAAGUGACCAAGAAAACCUAAGCAUCUAG
This is a messenger RNA of Hippopotamus amphibius kiboko, 2397 nucleotides long. RefSeq names its product adhesion G protein-coupled receptor G7 (gene ADGRG7). NCBI's taxonomy places the organism in Eukaryota, Metazoa, Chordata, Mammalia, Artiodactyla, Hippopotamidae. The coding region runs from base 1 to 2397 and encodes 798 amino acids. Gene Ontology annotation, cellular component: membrane. The transcript has 16 exons. Gene Ontology annotation, biological process: cell surface receptor signaling pathway; G protein-coupled receptor signaling pathway. The record is from RefSeq and is a predicted model, not a curated record. Gene Ontology annotation, molecular function: G protein-coupled receptor activity.